Poecilia latipinna (sailfin molly) is the source of this 2233-nucleotide messenger RNA. Its product is annotated as olfactory receptor 11A1-like. The record is from RefSeq and is a predicted model, not a curated record. NCBI's taxonomy places the organism in Eukaryota, Metazoa, Chordata, Actinopteri, Cyprinodontiformes, Poeciliidae. Gene Ontology annotation, cellular component: membrane. Gene Ontology annotation, molecular function: odorant binding; olfactory receptor activity; G protein-coupled receptor activity. The coding region runs from base 1265 to 2212 and encodes 315 amino acids. Gene Ontology annotation, biological process: detection of chemical stimulus involved in sensory perception of smell; G protein-coupled receptor signaling pathway. The transcript has a single exon.
UCCAAAAAGUGCUUUUAAUCUGAGAAAUGAAUUUCAUUGGGAAGCAUGUUGUAAUUUUGACUGACAGUACAACAGUACGCUACAUAACAAACCAUGAAAAGUUAGAAAAAUAAACAUUAGAGGAAGCAAAACUUUUGUUCAAUAUGUUUAAAGACUUAUUUCACCAGAGUGUAAAAUAAACGCUUGUAUAAUGUUGAUUGAUGUUUUAUUUUGUGAAUGUAGAUGGUAUUUAUGGUUACAUUUGUUAUUUGUAACAUUGGGCCUUCAGGGCCAAAGCUCUUUGAAAAAGAACUGACUUUUUCUAGUUAAACCUUGAAUCAAUGGAAACAAAUACUACGUUUCCUGUUGUGAUGUGUUGAAGCUGGUGUAUUUGAAUAUGAUUUCCACUCAGCCUCGUUCUCACCUAAGACUAAAACCAACAUGUUUCUGAUGAAAAAACACAUCGGUGCUAAGCCAGGCCUAGUCAAAUCUGCUCUGUGGGACACAAUGUGUUUGGGUUUUAUUUUUGCUGUAUACGGUCUCAUCUGCACAGCACUAAAGUAAAAGUUGAAAGUAGCCAAAGACCAAUUUACAUGACUGACAUCUUUCCAAAUCAGUUUCUUUCAAUAUAAAACUAAUGAAACUUCAACCAGAAACUCCAGUUUGUCUAGUGAAAUUGGUUAAAACACGUUUGUUCUUUGUUCAGUGAAGUUACACACGGUGGGUAGAAAUCUUACUGAAGUUAGAGUAGCGAUACGUCGUAAUAAAAUUACUCAGCAAUCAGAAUCGGCCUGUACUGUCGUCAUACGGAAGCGCAACUAAAUUUGUUUUGUCAAGAAAGACAAAGAAAAGACAAACAGCACAACACCUGAUGGGAGCCUGAGGCGCUGCCAGUUCAUUACAGACAUCAGGGUGGAUUGAGGACGUAAACGUAAAAAGGACAAUAAAAGACUACAAACACUCCUCAAAGUACAUUACACAUAAUAUUUUCCCUUUAAGGUGCUCUGAUGUGUCUAAAUAAAAGCCAACAAAUUAUGAGGAUUAUUUAGAAAACGAUACGGUUAAAGCAGAACUCUGAAGCCACCGGCUGUCAGGCCUCCAGGCCCCAACAUGUUGUCAUGUGAUCUGUAAACACUUUAAUGAGAUCCACAGAGGGGGACGCAGUCGGAUAAAAACCUCUUCACUCGCCCGACUCGUUCCUUCAGGUGAGACCACUCAAGUUCACGUCCGUAUUCAUGUCAGUUGUUUCGACAAAUUGCUGUUUUUUACUUUAAAUGAAUUUGUUAUGGACGCGGUGGCUGGUGAGCUAAACGCUACGUACAUAACCUUCGGUGGGCAUGUAGAGCUGCACAGGUACAGAUUUCUGUACUUCUCCGUCAUGCUCGUCGUGUACGUCCUGAUAAUCUGCAGCAACUCCGCCAUCUUGAGCCUCAUCUGGGCCCAGAAGAGCCUCCACGAGCCCAUGUACGUCUUCAUCGCGGCCCUGCUCUUCAACUCGCUCCUCUUCAGCGCCACCAUCUACCCGAAACUCCUGGUGGACUUUCUGUCCGACGAGCAGACCACGUCUCUGUCCCUGUGCAACCUGCAGAGCUUCACCUACUACUCCCUGUGCGGCGCCGAGUUCCUGCUGCUGUCGGCCAUGGCGUACGACAGGUACGUGUCCAUAUGCAGGCCCCUGCAGUACCAGGCCACCAUGAGGAAGCCCACCGUGGUCGUCCUGCUGGCUCUGGCGUGGCUUCUGCCCGCCUGUCAGCUGGUGCCGUCGCUCUUCAUCAGCAGGAGCUACAAGCUGUGCCACUCGACUUUGAACGGGAUUUUCUGCAACAACGCCAUCUCCCAGCUUUUCUGCAUGGACUCCAGAGCGUCGUACAUCACGUACGGCGCGUUCAUCGCGCUGAACACAGUAAUACUGCCCAUGCUUUUCAUCCUGUUCACUUACACAAAAAUACUGAUCAUUUCCUUAAGAGGCUCUGGAAGCAUGAGGAGGAAGGCGGCGAAGACGUGCUCCCCUCACCUGCUGGUCCUGAUCAGCUUCUCCUGCCUGUGUUCGUACGACAUCGUCGUGGCCCGGCUGCAGGUCGACCUGGACAGGACGGCGCGGUUCAUCAUGACUUUACAGGUGGUGUUGUAUCAUCCGCUCUUCAACCCCAUCAUCUACGGCUUGAAGAUGGAAAAAAUCCACAGACACCUCAGAAUGGUUUUCUGUCACGACAAACGCAAAGUGAGCGUCUGAGGAAACGUUUUCCUCUGUGUG